Rhodotorula toruloides NP11 is the source of this 1488-nucleotide messenger RNA. RefSeq names its product COP9 signalosome complex subunit 12. The transcript is spliced from 11 exons. Gene Ontology annotation, molecular function: RNA binding; double-stranded DNA binding. Gene Ontology annotation, biological process: post-transcriptional tethering of RNA polymerase II gene DNA at nuclear periphery; poly(A)+ mRNA export from nucleus; transcription elongation by RNA polymerase II. The record is from RefSeq and is a predicted model, not a curated record. Gene Ontology annotation, cellular component: transcription export complex 2. The coding region runs from base 1 to 1488 and encodes 495 amino acids. NCBI's taxonomy places the organism in Eukaryota, Fungi, Basidiomycota, Microbotryomycetes, Sporidiobolales, Sporidiobolaceae.
AUGCCGACGCUCCACAUCUCGUCGUACGCUGGGCAGAUCGAUCAGGCCGCCAAGUUCCGCGACGGCCGCACACUCGCCUCGCUCCUCUCGCUCUCCGGCAAGCAUGGUCAGAUGGUACUCGACUUUCUCGCCAAGCCGGACAGAGGGACUGCAUGGAUCGACAGGACGCUCGACACUCCGAACCCGUCGUACGCUGGCCAGUUCAAGCGAACGAUCAGCAAGGAUGGUCCAUGGGCAGAGAUGGCGACUGGGCACAUCUGGGCGCUCGUUGCGCUGAACCCUGUCAUGAACCCCAUGACGCACCAGAUGCAUCACUCGGACGCGGUUGUCGCCUACCAGAAGCAGCACGAGGUCGUCACCGCACUCUAUCGGUACCUGAUGGACGCGAGGGACCAGACGACCGGCUGGGCGCUCCCUCUUCUCUACGUCGUCUGUCGCGACCUGCGGAAAGUCGCAGAACAGGCGGACCAGCAGCUACUCGCGAAUAGCCAGAAGGCGGUCAAGCUCGAAGAGGCGAGCCGUUCGCUGCAGAAAUGCUUCUCCUGCUGCCUGAACGACCGAGCGAGCGACAUCGCCGCCUCUCGAAAGAUGGGCACGUACUACCUCGCGACCUUGCUCUUCAAGACCUACUUCCGGCUUAACUCGACGGCACUCUGCAAGAACAUCAUCCGCGGCAUCGGCGCCGCCGACCUCCCUCCUCUGUCUUCCUUCCCCCGCGCCCACCAAGUCACCUACAAGUACUACAUGGCGGUCUUUGCUUUCCUGCGAGAAGACUAUGCCGAUGCGGAGAACCGGUUCAGGGAGGCGCUCGAGAUGUGCCACUAUCGGAUGAAGCGGAAUAUCGAGCUCAUUCUCGACUACCUAAUCCCCCUCCUCCUCCUCCGCGGCGUCUUCCCCUCCUCCAAACUGCUCGCCAAGUCCGCACGGCACAAGACUCUCUACGGUCCCUUUGCGCAGGCGAUCAAGACGGGCAAUGUUGCUGCGUAUGAGCGGCAGCUCGAGCGGGCGGAGAAGCGGCUGAUGGAGAGGGGGACGUACCUCGUAGUUGAGCGGGCGCGGGAGAAUGCGGUGCGAGGACUGCUAAAGCGGGCAUGGGUCCUGGAGGGCAAGCCUGCACGGCUGUCGGUCGAGACUUUCCGAAGAUACUACAAUGCGGCGUAUGCUGUUGGGCUUUUAGACUCGGGACUGAGCGCGGCGGAUAUCGAGCGGGUACGGAAGAGCGCGGAGAUCGAUUCGGAAGAGAUGGAGUGCUUGCUGGCGAACAUGAUCUACAAGGGUCUGCUGAAAGGCUACAUCUCGCACGCACAUCAGCUAGUCGUUCUCUCGAAGGACAAGCCUUUCCCUUGGUACUCGCCCUACCGGAAUCGAGGCCAGGCGUUCAUGCAGGCGCGGCAGGAGAAGGAGAACAGCGAGCGACAAAAGAUGCCGCCUUCGACGGAUGGCGCAGCGGCGCAGAACGGUGGGACAGCGCCGCCGGCUCAGGCGUAG